AUGUCGGCGAAGAGCAUCUACGAGGCCGACGGCAAGGCUAUCCUCAACUAUCACCUCACCAGGGCUCCAGUGAUCAAGCCGAGUCCGCUGCCGCCGCCGGCCGAGCACAACCCUCCGCCGAAGCUUGCGUCUCUGCGCUUCCCUGAGGGCGCUGACAUCAACGCCGUCCUCGACAAGGCCGAGAAGACAUACCCCUGGCUUCUUGAGCCCGGCGCCAGGUUCGUCGCGAAGCCCGAUCAGCUCAUCAAGCGCCGCGGUAAGAGCGGUCUGCUAGCCCUCAACAAGACUUGGGCCGAGGCGAGGGCGUGGGUUGCUGAGCGCGCCGGCAAGCCUCAGCAGGUCGAGCACACAGUCGGCAUUCUGCGGUCGUUCCUGGUCGAGCCCUUUGUUCCCCAUCCUCCUGAGACUGAGUACUACAUCAACAUCAACUCCGUCCGCGAUGGCGACUGGAUUCUCUUCACACACGAGGGUGGUGUCGACGUCGGUGAUGUCGAUGCUAAGGCUGAGAAGCUGCUUAUUCCCGUCGACCUCUCGGAGUACCCCUCCAACGAGGAGAUUGCUGCUACUCUCUUGAAGAACGUGCCUAAGGGCCUGCACAAUGUCCUGGUCGACUUCAUCACUCGUCUCUAUGCCGUCUAUGUUGACUGCCAGUUCACAUACCUGGAGAUCAACCCCUUGGUUGUGAUCCCCAACGAGGACUGCACCUCGGCCUCUGUUCACUUCCUCGAUCUGGCUGCCAAGCUUGACCAGACUGCCGACUUUGAGUGCGGUCAGAAGUGGGCGAUUGCCCGCGCUCCGCAGAACCUGGGCAUCGUUGUCGAUGACGAGCCGCAGAACAGCACUGUCAACAUCGACGCCGGCCCGCCGAUGGAGUUCCCUGCUCCUUUCGGGCGUGAGCUGUCCAAGGAGGAGGCCUACAUCGCUGAGCUCGACGCCAAGACCGGUGCUUCGCUCAAGCUUACUGUCCUGAACCCGAAUGGCCGCAUCUGGACCCUGGUCGCCGGUGGUGGUGCUUCGGUCGUCUAUGCCGACGCCAUCGCCUCGGCUGGUUUCGCCGAUGAGCUCGCCAACUAUGGUGAGUACUCUGGUGCUCCUACUGAGUCCCAGACAUACCAUUAUGCUCGCACCGUGCUCGACCUCAUGCUCCGGGCGCCCAUGCACCCUAAGGGCAAGGUCCUGUUCAUCGGUGGUGGCAUUGCGAACUUCACCAACGUCGCCAGCACCUUCAAGGGUGUUAUCAAGGCUCUCCGGGAGUACGCGAAGGCGCUUAAUGAGCACAACGUGCAGAUCUGGGUCCGCCGUGCCGGUCCCAACUACCAGGAGGGUCUGAAGAACAUGAAGGCUGCCACACAAGAGCUUGGCCUCAAUGCUAAGAUCUUCGGCCCUGAGAUGCACGUCAGCGGUAUCGUCCCGCUGGCGCUGAUCCCCGGGAAGUGGGAAGAGAACACGAUCAAGGAGUUUGAGGGGUGA
Molecule: messenger RNA, 1470 nt
Organism: Thermochaetoides thermophila DSM 1495
Lineage: Eukaryota; Fungi; Ascomycota; Sordariomycetes; Sordariales; Chaetomiaceae
Product: ATP citrate lyase-like protein
Exons: 4
Coding region: 1-1470 (489 amino acids)
Biological process (GO): tricarboxylic acid cycle; succinyl-CoA metabolic process
Cellular component (GO): succinate-CoA ligase complex
Molecular function (GO): succinate-CoA ligase (ADP-forming) activity
Source: RefSeq, a predicted model, not a curated record